AUGAGUGUGAGAUGGGAGACAGAAGGUUUGCAGACUGUGGGGAUUGUCUGCCUGGUGUUUAUGUUCCUCAAACUUAUGCACCUGCUGGGCCUUAUAGACAUCACCGAGACAGACAGCAGUGACAGCGACUUGGAGCUGUCCACAGUUCGUCACCAGCCGGAGGGUUUGGACCAGCUACAAGCUCAGACCAAGUUUACAAAGAAGGAGUUGCAGUCCCUUUACAGAGGCUUCAAAAAUGAAUGCCCCAGUGGUUUGGUUGAUGAGGAUACCUUUAAGAACAUCUAUUCACAGUUCUUUCCACAGGGAGAUGCCACAACUUACGCCCACUUCCUGUUCAAUGCUUUUGAUUUGGACAGGAAUGGCUCCAUUCGAUUUGAGGACUUCGUGAUUGGGUUGUCUGUGCUACUCAGAGGCACCGUCACGGAAAAACUCAACUGGGCCUUUAAUCUCUAUGACAUCAAUAAGGACGGAUACAUCACCAAAGAGGAGAUGUUGCUGAUCAUGAAGUCCAUCUAUGAUAUGAUGGGCAGAUACACUUACCCCAGUUUGAGAGACGAAGCCCCGUCUGAGCAUGUGGAGAAAUUCUUCCAGAAAAUGGACAGAAAUCGAGAUGGGGUCGUGACCAUUGAAGAGUUUAUUGAAACCUGUCAAAAAGAUGAGAACAUCAUGAGCUCCAUGCAGCUGUUUGAGAACGUGAUUUAG
Chanos chanos (milkfish) is the source of this 702-nucleotide messenger RNA. It is a transcript of the gene kcnip3a, whose product is annotated as Kv channel interacting protein 3a, calsenilin. NCBI's taxonomy places the organism in Eukaryota, Metazoa, Chordata, Actinopteri, Gonorynchiformes, Chanidae. Gene Ontology annotation, biological process: regulation of potassium ion transmembrane transport; negative regulation of transcription by RNA polymerase II. The coding region runs from base 1 to 702 and encodes 233 amino acids. Gene Ontology annotation, cellular component: voltage-gated potassium channel complex; nucleus. The record is from RefSeq and is a predicted model, not a curated record. Gene Ontology annotation, molecular function: potassium channel regulator activity; DNA-binding transcription repressor activity, RNA polymerase II-specific; RNA polymerase II cis-regulatory region sequence-specific DNA binding. The transcript is spliced from 8 exons.